UUUGAUACAAAUUACAAACAUGUGAAGACCCGUUAAUGAGUCAUAUUAAAGCCACAAAAUGGAUCAAUUGCACACAAAGCUGGAAAACCACAAAAUCUGCUAGCUUUAUCCAUUUAUAUAUACAUUAGUCGAUCUCAAGUGUGUAGUCAGACAAAUAAUAUAAUUCAUGUAUUAUAUUAGCCAAAAUUCUAUUUUUAAUCUUCGAUAAAUGCAACCGACUUGACAAUGAAUUUUGCAGUGCAGUAUUUUCGGGAAACGAUUUCCCUAUUUUUUGAAUAUGAUACCCCAAAAAUUGUUCAUAUUAAAAGUAAAAAGAUCGGUAUCAUUAAUCGCUUGUUUCAGCUCGUUAUUAUUGGGUAUAUUGUUGGAUUUGCCAUUGUGUACAAGAAGGGUUAUCAGGAAUCCUGUCCUGUGGAUUCGGUUGUAACGACUAAAGUUAAGGGAACACUAUUCACGGGGAACAUAUCAAGCGGCGAAUUGGGAAUUUCUCCGAACUUUAGUCACUUGUAUCAGAGGAUUUGGGACCCUACAGAUUAUGUGAUACCAGCUUCUGGAGGGGAUCAAGGGGGCUUCUUUAUCCUCACAAACGUAGUGAUCACACCGAAUCAGUCGAGGGGCGUAUGUCCAGAGGACCCCAAAGUAGCAGAAGCAUGGUGUGAUACUGAUGACGAUUGCCAGACAGGUCGAUCACUGGAAGUUGGCAAUGGAGUUGAGACAGGAAAAUGCGUCAAGACUCACAGUCAUCAUUAUAACACGUUAAAAACGUGUGAAAUCUACGCUUGGUGCCCAGUAGAAAUGGAACAACUUCCUUUCAAUGGAACGAUUGCCUUGUUGGAAGGAUCCAAGCGGUUUACCGUUCUGAUUAAAAAUGUGAUACAGUUUCCCAAAUUCGGAAAACAAUACAGUCGUAGAAAUAUAUUGGAAAACAGCACACAAACUUACCUCCAAAACUGCACUUAUCACCAUGAGUCGGACCCAUUCUGUCCAGUCUUCAAAAUCGGGGACAUUGUUGAAAAUGCAGGCGAGAAUUAUACUGAAGUUGCCAUCAAGGGAGCCGUUUUCUCAAUUGGCAUUACGUGGGACUGUAAUUUGGACUUUGAUUUUAAAGAAUACUGUCGACCAAAAUAUUCGUUUCAGAGGAUGGACAGUCCAAAUGUUUUAAUUUCCCCUGGAACAAAUUUUCGUACCGGAGAAUACCACGAAGAAAAUCGUAGGACGCUGUUUAAAAAUUAUGGAAUAAAGUUCCUGGUUAAUGUGGAAGGUCAGGCUGGAAAGUUUAAUUUUGUUCCCUUACUGAUCAAUGUGGGUUCUGGGCUGGCUUUGUUGAGUUUGGCAACUAUUUUCUGUGAUAUUCUUGUAUUAAAAUGUCUCAAGCAUCGAGACUACUAUCAAGACAAAAAGUAUUUAGUAAUUAGAGGUCCCGAUGCCUUUGACCCAACAUCGGCGGACGACCACAGUAACGCUCAGUAUUCCCAAUUUGAUUGCCAACAGGGAUCACGAGAAGAAGAUUGUCGAAUUCGAAAUUUAAUACCUAAUAGCGAUUGAGGAUAACGAAAUAUAACUUUACGCUGGAUUCAAUUUUUCCUGUUGAUUUUGUCCUGCAAAAAUGGUAAUUUCGACGCAGUCAUUAGGGUGAUAACCAUACUGACUGUAUGAUAUUACCAUUACGAUAUAUAUUUAAACUUUAUCAAAUAAGCUUACUUACAAGUCUGAGUCAUAAAAUAAGUAAAUAAAUGAAUGACACGAAUUUUGAUAAGAACGUUAA
Messenger RNA from Folsomia candida, 1765 nucleotides. Its product is annotated as P2X purinoceptor 4. The transcript is spliced from 6 exons. Gene Ontology annotation, cellular component: plasma membrane; nuclear inner membrane. The coding region runs from base 226 to 1545 and encodes 439 amino acids. Gene Ontology annotation, biological process: monoatomic cation transmembrane transport; response to ATP. Gene Ontology annotation, molecular function: purinergic nucleotide receptor activity; extracellularly ATP-gated monoatomic cation channel activity. The record is from RefSeq and is a predicted model, not a curated record. Lineage: Eukaryota; Metazoa; Arthropoda; Collembola; Entomobryomorpha; Isotomidae.